AUGGAAAAUUAUCAUUUAAUAAAUGGACAACCAGAGGCUCUUGAUUUUACAUCACCAAAAAAAGAAUACAUUGAUUCAGCACCAGCAUUGGAUUUAUCAUUUAAAAAAUUAUCAGAUGUUAAAAAUACAUCAUACAUGUUGUCUCCAUCAUCAUCUAAUUUUUCAUCAUCACCACCAUCAAGUGAAUCAAAUAUGGAUCAACAUGAUAGAUCAUUCAAUGAUGAUGAUAAAAAUUCAUAUCAUGAAAGUACGUAUAUGGUUACAACACCACCACCAGAUUCACCAAAAAUAAAUAAAUACAAUGAUACAAUUUAUGCUGGUUUAAAUUCAACAAAUGAUGAAUUAAUUAAUAAUCAUUAUUCAAGAAUGCAAAUGUUUUUACCAACAGUUGUACCAUCAAUGAUUGGACCAUUAUUAACAACAAGUGGUGGUACUGUACAACAAAUGCAACUACCAAUAACAUCUUCAUCAUCAUCAUCAUCGUCCUCAUCAAUAGCAUCAACAGUAAUUCCACCAACAGCCAAAACAAAUGAUUUACCAAUGAUUAUACAACAAGAUACAAACAAAAAAGCACCAAGACCAUUCAAAGCAUAUCCAAAAGAUCCAUUAUCAUUAACAAUGGGACCAGAAUUAAUGUAUGAUCAAAAUUCAAAUGGUUUAUAUAAUGCAUUUCGUAAAAGAAUGCUAGAAUCAGUUAAACGUACAAAUGAAGGUACAAAUAUUAAAAUGCGUAGAAUAUCAAAUAAAAGUCCAACAUUACCAACAAGUACAAUGGAUGAAAAAGAUGCUGCAUAUUGGGAAAGAAGAAAAAAAAAUAAUGAAGCUGCUAAAAGAUCAAGAGAUGCUAGAAGAGCUAAAGAAGAUGAAAUUGCAAUACGUGCUGCAUAUCUUGAACAAGAAAAUGUCAAAUUUAAAUUUGAAAUAAUGGCAUUACAACAAGAAGUUAAUAAAUUAAGAUCAAUUGCAUAUAGAAAUUAA
Molecule: messenger RNA, 978 nt
Organism: Aphidius gifuensis
Lineage: Eukaryota; Metazoa; Arthropoda; Insecta; Hymenoptera; Braconidae
Gene: gt
Product: protein giant-like
Exons: 1
Coding region: 1-978 (325 amino acids)
Biological process (GO): regulation of transcription by RNA polymerase II
Cellular component (GO): nucleus
Molecular function (GO): DNA-binding transcription factor activity, RNA polymerase II-specific; RNA polymerase II cis-regulatory region sequence-specific DNA binding
Source: RefSeq, a predicted model, not a curated record